GUCUCUGAUUUGCAUUAGUCGUGCCAUUCUGGCCAUGGUUAUGAGACAAUUUAUGAGUGUUGUCACGAGCUAGCAGACAGCUCGGCGCAGCGCAGACGGUGUGGGCUUGCGAGUGUUGUUACGUUUCGCGUCCGAUAGCGAACUUGUCGAAGUGCCGUUCGCAUGCUUUAGGGAGGGCGGCGGCACAUUGUGUCGACUGCCAGUGGUCUUCGGGCCGGAAGCUUCGAGAUGGCGCCGCCCCUUAAACGGAAACCCACGUGGUUAGGCAACGUGCGCUUUUGCGCACUCGCUUUAUUCCUCGCGGGCUUCGUCGUCGUGAUCUGCUCUAGGUUUAUCGUGUUAGACUCUAGCGCGGCCCUGCCGCCUAUACGACUGGCUCUAUCAGAAUUAGGAAUCAAUGGCGGGAAGAAUAGGGUAGGAGUAGGCGAGGAGCUUGCUGUCAGGGUGAGAAAAGAGGGAGACGGUUUAGGUAAAUCCCCGGGGGAGUUUAUUGAAGAUGAGGUAACAGCUGCCAAUCGAUCCCAGCCGUUGAUCCCUGGGAGCCGACUUUCCACUGUCGCUGCUGUACGUGAAUUCGAGAGCAGAUUUGACUGUCUCGCGUCGAAAGGGCAGUGGGUAUUUGACCCUACUCCGAGAUUCCUACCCUGGGCGGAAGAACUGAAGAUCGGGUACUCUUCCUGUGACAACUGGUGGAUCACAGAUGCUCAGACAAACAUUUCCGGGCAGAAUUACGGUUCUGGGGCAGCUAAACUUCGGAACAUUGCAUAUGACGACGCGGAUGGAGUGGCUCGGAGGAGGGGAGCCAAAGCAGUGUGGCAGGUUCGGCCGAGCGUGAAGUAUCGAUGGGAAUUGCCGAACCAGAAGGGGGGCGACGGAUCAGGAGAGAGGGAGGGGGAAGUAGGAGGGUUGGAAGAGUGUGGAGGGAGGGAGUGGUGGGGAGAGGUGGACUGUGAACGGUUGAAAGCUGGGCUGGUACCCAGUGGAGGGAAGAUCAUGAUAGUGGGAGAUUCGUUAAACUUAGAGGUGUUUGCAGCCUUCAAGAACCUUAUGAGUAUGUGCCAGAAGAAGUGUUUCUUUGAGAUGCGGACGAAAUGGCGCAAGAAAAGCCAGCAGCAGAGGCAGCGGAGGGCCCAGCAGCAGCAGCAGCAGCAGCAGCAGCAGCAGCAGCAGCAGCAGCAGCCGCAGCAGCUGCAGGGGCAAGAGAACCAUCAGCAGCAACAGGAGGUGAAACUGCAGGAAGACCACCAGCAGCCGCAGCAACAGCAGGAGACACCGGAGCAGCAGCAGAUGAGGCGGCAGCUACAGCAGCAGCAGGAGUUAGCAGAAAGGUUCAAGCAGGAGUGCCCCGGAGUAGAGAUUCUUGGUCAGGAGUCCUGUGCGGAGCAUCGGAAGAUCCCUGAAAUCAGCUGGCAGUGCAGAGAAAUGCGAUAUGGGAACACUACAGUACUGUACAUCCGGAAUGACAUCCUAAACACAUCAGACGAACACUUUGUAGAUGUUUCUCGCUACAUCAGCACGCCUUGGAUGAGGACGCUGAAGAAGGUGCGGAACAUAUCGGUGCUUCUACUGAAUCGUGGAGCGCACUAUGAAGAGAAUGAAGUUUUUAUCCCUGGACUCAAUGCUACUCUUCACGAAGUUAGGGAGGCUGCACCGAAUGCGCUCGUCAUUUAUCGGAGCACACCAGGAGGUCAUCCCAAUUGCACAAGGGCAAUCAACGAUCCAUACAAGGAGCCUCCCGACUCUAGUUCCUUCCCUUACCACUGGGGCGACUUUCACGAGCAAAACGAGAUUUCUAAACAUUUGGUGAGAGGAAUUGGAGGGGUUUUCAUGGAUGUGGAGAGGAUAACAGUUUUGAGGCCUGAUGGACAUAUGAACCCCCCAAAAGAUUGCCUGCAUUAUUGCCUUCCUGGGCCUUUAGAUACAUGGGUCAGCAUGUUUUGCCACAUGGUUACGCAAUUGUUGUAGAUUGCAUGUUUAGUUUCUCAGUAUUCGUUCACUUAUGGUAUAUGCGAGUUGCAA
Closterium sp. NIES-67 is the source of this 2019-nucleotide messenger RNA. Lineage: Eukaryota; Viridiplantae; Streptophyta; Zygnematophyceae; Desmidiales; Closteriaceae. The record is from the annotation of a GenBank genome assembly.